AUGAAGAUUUCCGCUUACUUAGGUUUCGCGCUGCUCUCGGUAUUGUGCACCGUCAAUCUAGCUUUUGCGCAACACGAUCCAUACUUUGCAACCGGCCACAGUACCAUCGUGCACCUGUUCGAAUGGAAGUGGAAUGAUAUCGCCGACGAGUGUGAGAGAUUCCUGGGGCCGAAAGGCUACGGUGGCGUGCAACUGUCUCCGGUAAACGAAAAUAUCAUCAUCCGGCUAGAUGAUGGAUCCCGGCCCUGGUGGGAACGUUAUCAACCGAUUUCGUACAAGCUAGACACGCGGUCGGGAUCGGAAGCGGAAUUCUUGGACAUGUCGCGCCGUUGCAAUGCAGUGGGCGUGCGCCUGUACGUGGACAUAAUCAUUAAUCACAUGGGGGCGACGCAACCCGUGGAACCGGCUAUCGGUACUGGAGGAUCGACGGCCAUUCCUUCAGAUCGCCAGUUUCCCGUGGUCCCGUACGGUUGGCCCGACUUCAAUACGCCUUGUGCCAUCAACGAUUGGAAUAACCCAAUCGAGAUUCGCAACUGUGAGCUAGUUGGCCUGCACGAUCUGAACCAAGGCGUACCGUGGGUGCGUGAUCGAGUCGUUGACUUCCUUAACCACCUGAUCGAGCUCGGAGUCGCCGGAUUCCGUGUUGAUGCCGCCAAACACAUGUGGCCUGCCGAUCUUGAGGUGAUCUUCGGUCGCCUCAACAAUCUCAACACUGCGUACGGUUUUGCGCCCGAUUCACGUGCAUUCCUGGCGCAAGAGGUGAUUGAUAUGGGCAGCCAUGAGGCUGUCCGAAAGUACGAAUACAUCCAUCUCGGUACGGUCACUGAGUUCAUGUACUCACACUACUUGGGUCGUGCGUUCAGCGGUGGUGAUGCACUCCGUUGGUUGUCCAAUUUUGGAGACGCGUGGGGUCUGCUCUCCUCACGUGAUGCAUUCGUAUUCGUCGACAAUCACGACAAUCAACGCGGCCAUGAUGGCAUCCUUACGCACAUGCAACCGAAACCGUACAAAAUGGCCACUGCAUUCGCUGCGGCUUACCCGUAUGGUCAGCUUCGGAUAAUGAGCUCGUUCGCCUUCACUAGCUUUGAUCAGGGACCUCCUUCGGAUGGACAGGGCAACCUCCUUUCACCUGUCAUUACCGCGGACAACACCUGCGACGGUGGAUGGGUCUGUGAGCACCGCUGGCGUCAGAUCUACAGCAUGAUCCACUUCCGCAACUUGGCCUGGGGAACGCCAAUCGAGCACUGGUGGGACAACGGAAACAACCAGAUCGCCUUUGCUCGUGGAAAUGUUGGGUUCGUAGCAUUUAACCUCGAACCAUUCGACAUGAAUGUCAUCCUGCAGACAGGACUUCCGGCCGGGAUAUACUGCGAUGUCAUUUCCGGGGCACGUGUGGGCGAAAACUGUACCGGGCUGCGUGUGAUCGUAGAGCCGACCGGUUAUGCAUCGAUUUCCAUUCAGGCCAACGCUGAAGAUGGCGUGAUUGCAAUUCACAGUGAGGUAGGUUUUAUUGAGAAAUACUUGAUAACUGAUGGCAAUGUGUGGAUCUUUGAUGGCCAAAACGAUCUCCAAUUCUCUUUUAGUCUCGACUCUGAACCCAACGAAUAG
Messenger RNA from Anopheles nili, 1608 nucleotides. Its product is annotated as alpha-amylase A-like. The transcript has a single exon. Gene Ontology annotation, molecular function: alpha-amylase activity; cation binding. Gene Ontology annotation, biological process: carbohydrate metabolic process. The record is from RefSeq and is a predicted model, not a curated record. Bases 1 to 1608 code for a protein of 535 amino acids. Lineage: Eukaryota; Metazoa; Arthropoda; Insecta; Diptera; Culicidae.